GUCCGCACCUGCGCGCAUGGAGGGCCCUGGCGCUGACGAUGCCCGCUGAGCCCGGCACCGCCCUGCACCCCGCGCCGUGAAGAUGAAUCUGUCCCUGGUCGACCCGUUUGUGCUCGCACAGGACUGCCCCGACGUGAUCACCGGCCGCCUUCGCAGCGGCCACUCCACCUCGAUCCGCUUCAGCCACCGCGGCGACCUGCUUGCCUCGGGCCGCCACGACGGCAUCGUCGUCAUCUUCGACAUCGAGACCAAUGGCGUCGCCCGCAAGCUGCGCGGCCACACGCGCCAGGUGCAGUCGCUGAGCUGGUCCACCAACGACCGCUACCUGCUCAGCACCGGCCAGGACUGGAAGUGCGUGCUGUGGGACCUGCAAGACGGCUCCCGCGUGCGCACCGUCCGCUUCGAUGCCGCCAUCUUCAUCGCCGAGCUGCACCCCAACAACCACAUGCUCUUCGUCGCCGCCCUCUUCGAAGACCAGCCCGUCAUCGUGGACAUGACCGAGCAGAUCCCCGUCAAGCAGCAGAUUCCCUCCGCGCCUCGCCGUUCCCAGGUCGAGCGCGACAACGCCACAGAGAAGCAGGCGGCGCAGGAUGCCAAACAGACCACCACCAUGACCCUCUUCACGCCCUCCGGCAAGCACAUCAUUGCCGGCACGAACAAGGGGUGGAUGAACAUCAUCGACACGGAAACACACGAGGUCAAAUACUCAUACAGGGUCACCAACAACAUCAUCGUGUACAUCCGUCUGACUCCCUCCGGACGCGACAUUGUCGUCAAUGCAAGCGACCGCAUAGUACGCACGCUGCAUCUGCCCGACUUCAGCGAUCCCAAACUCGACUUCGACACACUCCAGCUUGAAGUGGAGCACAGAUUCCAGGAUUUGGUGCAGAGACUCUCAUGGAACCACGUCUCCUUCAGCCCGAGCGGCGAAUACGUCACGGCGUCGACAUGGAUGAACCAUCACAUCUACGUCUGGGAGCGAGGACAAGGCAGUCUGGUCAAGAUCCUGGAAGGUACCAAGGAGGAGCUGUCUGUGGUGGAAUGGCACCCUCUACGACCCUUCGUUGCAGCCGUCGGCGUCGACUCCGGCCGCGUCUGGCUGUGGUCCAUCCUGCAGCCCCAGCGCUGGUCCGCCCUCGCACCCGACUUCGUCGAAGUCGAAGAGAACGUCGAAUACAUCGAGCGCGAGGACGAGUUCGACAUCCAGCCCCUCGAGGAGCUGCACAAGCGCCGCCUCGACCAGGAAGACGAGGAGGUCGACGUGCUCACCUUCGAAGUCAAGGGGUCAGCCGCCGACAGCGGAGCCAACGGCCAAGCCGAGUUCCUCAUGCCGGUUAUUCUGGACAUCGAGAACAGCGACAGCGAGGACGAGGUCGUUGCCAUCGGCGCCGGGCAGUUCCGACGCCGCAGCCCGGGCGCGGGACGCGAGUGGAUGAACGACGAUGAAGUCGCGGCCAGCGGCGACGAACGGCGGUCCAACGCUGCAGUGCAGAACGGCACCAAGCGACGCCGGGGUUAGCACGUCGAAAAAAGUCUUGAUAGAUAUUUGCAUGGCAUGGUCACAGCAUGGCUCAUUGGCUGGCAUGCCCCAGCGCCUCAACGCCCCAAAAGAGGGCAAUGUAUGUACACGAACCAAAACACACAAAACAUAUUCCAACCUAAACUCAAC
Molecule: messenger RNA, 1669 nt
Organism: Boeremia exigua
Lineage: Eukaryota; Fungi; Ascomycota; Dothideomycetes; Pleosporales; Didymellaceae
Product: WD40-repeat-containing domain protein
Exons: 3
Coding region: 83-1519 (478 amino acids)
Cellular component (GO): Set1C/COMPASS complex
Molecular function (GO): protein binding
Source: RefSeq, a predicted model, not a curated record